AUGGAGAGGGGAAACCAAACCGGCAUCUCAGAAUUCCUCCUCCUGGGACUGUCUGACCGGAUGGAGCAGCAGCAGCUCCUCUUCGUGCUGUUCCUCUGUUUGUACUUGCUCGGGGUUCUGGGGAGCCUGCUCAUCAUCCUGGCUGUCAUCUCUGACCCGCACCUGCACACCCCCAUGUACUUCUUCCUCACCAACCUCUCCCUGGCUGAUGUCUGCUUCCUGUCCACCACGGUCCCCAAGAUGCUGGUCAACAUUCAGACUCACAACAAAUCCAUAUCCUUCGCUGUCUGCUUGGUGCAAAUGUACUUCUUUAUUCUGUUCGGAAGUCUGGACCACUUUCUCCUCACCGGGAUGGCUUAUGACCGCUACGUGGCCAUAUGCCACCCACUUCAUUACACCACCAUGAUGAGCCCACGGCUCUGUGCCCUGAUGGCUGGUGGGUCCUGGCUCAUCAGUUCCCUCCAUUCCCUGACACACACCCUAUUGGUGGUUCGCUUAUCCUUCUGUUCCAAACGUGAAAUUCUUCACUUCUUCUGUGAACUUUACCAGAUCCUAAAGCUUUCCUGCUCUAGCAUCAUCAUCAAUAAAGCAAUGGUGUUUGUCUUUGCAACAGUGAUUGCGUUACCUCCAUUCAUCGGCCUCCUGUUCUCUUACAUUCGCAUCAUCUCCACCAUAUUGAGAAUCCCAUCUGCAGGGGGAAGGUGGAAAGCUUUCAGCACCUGUGGCUCUCACCUGUCCGUGGUCUCCUUAUUCUACAGCACCACUUUUGGGACCUACCUUUUUCCAGCAUCUACCCAAGCAUUCAGUAAGGGCUUGAUAGCAUCUGUGCUGUACACAGUGGUCAUCCCCACAGUGAAUCCCUUCAUCUACAGCCUGAGGAACAAGAACAUGAAAGAGGCCCUGAGAAAUACAUUCAAAAGGAAAAGUGUCUUCCCUUGAGGAUUCUGACUUGCAGCUUUCUGGGCAAUCAAGACCCUGUGACAAUUCUCUGGAACUUUUGAAGUUGAAUGAAACACCCAGGAAGAUGAUGAUGAUGAUG
Ornithorhynchus anatinus (platypus) is the source of this 1039-nucleotide messenger RNA. Its product is annotated as olfactory receptor 24-like. Gene Ontology annotation, molecular function: olfactory receptor activity; G protein-coupled receptor activity. Lineage: Eukaryota; Metazoa; Chordata; Mammalia; Monotremata; Ornithorhynchidae. The record is from RefSeq and is a predicted model, not a curated record. Bases 1 to 939 code for a protein of 312 amino acids. The transcript has 2 exons. Gene Ontology annotation, cellular component: membrane. Gene Ontology annotation, biological process: G protein-coupled receptor signaling pathway.